Molecule: messenger RNA, 2608 nt
Organism: Cyprinodon tularosa
Lineage: Eukaryota; Metazoa; Chordata; Actinopteri; Cyprinodontiformes; Cyprinodontidae
Gene: ssrp1a
Product: structure specific recognition protein 1a
Exons: 19
Coding region: 87-2216 (709 amino acids)
Cellular component (GO): FACT complex; nucleus
Molecular function (GO): DNA binding; histone binding; nucleosome binding
Source: RefSeq, a predicted model, not a curated record
GCUUCCUGUGACGUAGCGCUAGCUCCUGAUGCUACACGCGGGAAACAGAAGCUCGUCUAAGUGAUUAGCAUCAGUUAUCAGCCAACAUGGGGGACAUGCUGGAGUUUAACGACAUCUACCAGGAGGUCAAAGGCUCUUGGAAUGAUGGACGCCUGCGCUUCAGCAAACAGAAUGUAGUGUAUAAGAGCAACAAGACUGGGAAGGUUGACAGCAUCCCAGCAGGAGAGCUCAACCUCGCUCAGUGGAGGCGAGUGUGCUUGGGCCAUGGCAUCAAACUUGGCACCAGCACGGGCCACAUUUACAAAUAUGACGGUUUCAGGGACACGGAUUUUGAGAAGAUAUCAGAGUUUUUUAAGGUAAACUACAAGGUGGAGCUGUCAGAGAAAGACCUGUCUGUGAAGGGCUGGAACUGGGGGACAGCCAAGUUCUCAGGACCCCUGCUGUCGUUUGACGUCAAUGACAACACAGCCUUUGAGAUCCCCCUGUCCAACGUCUCCCAAUGCGCCACAGGGAAGAACGAAGUAACGCUGGAGUUUCACCAGAACGACGACACGGAGGUCUCUCUCAUGGAGGUCCGAUUCUACGUCCCGCCCAGCCAGACCGAUGAACGACAAGACCCUGUGGAGGCGUUUGCCCAGAAUGUUCUGUCUAAGGCUGAUGUGAUUCAGGCCACAGGAGACGCAGUUUGUAUCUUUAAGGAGCUUCAGUGUCUCACGCCCAGGGGAAGAUACGACAUUCGGAUCUAUCCCACUUUCCUCCACUUGCACGGUAAGACUUUUGACUACAAGAUUCCAUACACCACCGUUCUCCGUCUCUUCCUGCUGCCACACAAGGACCAGAGGCAGAUGUUCUUCGUGAUCAGUCUGGAUCCUCCCAUCAAGCAAGGGCAGACUCGAUAUCAUUUCCUCAUCCUGCUUUUUUCAAAGGAAGAGGAUAUUAGCCUCACCCUCAACAUGAGCGAGGAGGAUGUGGAAAAGCGUUUUGAAGGCAAACUCAGUAAAAACAUGUCGGGCUCUCUCUACGAGAUGGUCAGCAGGGUGAUGAAGGCCCUGGUCAACCGCAAAAUCACUGUACCCGGAAACUUCCAAGGCCACUCUGGUGCUCAGUGCAUCACCUGCUCCUACAAGGCAUCAUCAGGCCUCCUUUAUCCUCUGGAGAGGGGCUUCAUCUACGUCCACAAGCCCCCAGUUCACCUGCGCUUUGAGGAAAUCUCCUGCGUCAACUUCGCCAGAGGAACCACUACAACCAGGUCCUUUGACUUUGAGAUUGAGACGAAGCAAGGAAACCAGUACACCUUCAGCAGCAUUGAGAGGGAGGAGUAUGGCAAACUGUUUGACUUUGUUAACGCCAAGAAGCUCAACAUCAAGAACAGAGGGUUCAAAGAGAAGAAGGGCAUGAAGGGCAAGAUAGACGAGUACAGUGACUCCGAUGAAGACCAGCAUGACGCCUACCUGGAGAGAAUGAAGGCUGAGGGAAAGAUCAGGGAGGAAGGCAACGACAGCGAUGAUUCAGAUGGAAGUGGAAGUGACGAGUCUUUCAACCCUGGGGAGGAAGAUGAAGAAAUUGCAGAAGAGUAUGACAGCAAUGCUUCAGCAAGUGACAGCAGUGAAGAAGGCGAAGAUAGCGAAGACGAAAGCGCAAAGAAGAAAAAAGCCAAGAAACCUAAAGUCGUGAAAGAGAAAAAAGAAAGGAAACCACGCAAAGAGAAGAAGCAGAAGGACACAGGAGGUCCCAAAAGGCCGAUGAGCGCCUACAUGCUUUGGCUGAACUCCAGCCGGGAACGCAUCAAAGCAGAGAACCCUGGCAUCUCCAUCACAGAGAUAUCUAAGAAGGCCGGAGAGAUGUGGAGACAGCUUGGCAAAGAUGAGAAGGAGGAAUGGGAAACAAAGGCAGGGGAGGCAAAGAGGCAAUAUGACAAACUGAAGAAGGAGUACAAAGAAAGUGGAGGAGCUGUCUCUAGUCCCAGGAAAGAGAAGAGAAAAUCGGGUGGAAAAAAGGACGAAGACAAGAAGAGAAAGUCCAGUGGUGGCGACAAGGAGAAGGAACGGGGGGGCAACGAAAGCUUCAAGAGCCGAGAGUUCAUCGAAACCAGCGAGGAUAGCUCCUCAGACUCCGACCACAAGAGCAAGUCCAAGAAGAAGAAGAAGAAGGAAUCAGAGGAAGAGGAGGAGGAAGCUGCUUCCACUCCUGCCAGCUCAGACGAGGAGUCUGACUGAAGAGACACGGAUCAGAAACAAACCAAGGACCAACUGUUUUCACUCUGUUGAUUUCAGACCAAUCGACAAACUUUUUUUUUUUUUUCCUUCACCGCAUUUAAACAAUGGCGUCUCUCGUGACGACGUGUGGAAACUCAUCCAAGGUGAUAUUUGGGCAAGUGUCCCGAUGGCUCAAUGAAAUGAUGGGAUACUUGGAGGGUUUCCCAUCCAUCCCAUGAGAAUGGCUGUUUUUACGUAGCACUGGGGAUCGUAGGAGAUAUUAGCUGCUCAAUGCUAAAGAGGAUCGAUUCUUUCCUCUGGUUUAGUGCUCUUUGCAGUUUUUUUUGUUUGUUUUUUUGUUUUCCUAUGUCAUGUUUUCAGGCCAAAAUAAAUACAGAUUUUUAGAAAAAAAA